GUAACGUCUACAGAAGGGGCUGUCUUUAAAUACCGGCAGACACCUCCUCCGCAGCACCACUUCUGCGGAAAAGCUGCACUCACGAGGAGCAGACACAUUCCAGCUCGUGUUUCCACGUUUUUAACUGAAGCCUAAAGAUGUCCACCAAGGAGAAGCUGAUCGGCCAUGUGAUGAAGGAGGAGCCUGUUGGCAGCAGGAACAAGGUGACGGUGGUGGGUGUCGGCAUGGUGGGCAUGGCCUCUGCCAUCAGCAUACUGCUCAAGGACUUGUGUGAUGAGCUGGCCCUGGUUGAUGUGAUGGAGGACAAGUUGAAGGGUGAGGUUAUGGACCUGCAGCACGGUUCCCUCUUCCUCAAGACACACAAGAUUGUGGCCGACAAAGACUACAGUGUGACAGCCAACUCCAAAGUGGUGGUGGUGACCGCUGGUGCCCGCCAGCAGGAGGGCGAGAGCCGUCUUAACCUGGUGCAGCGCAACGUCAACAUCUUCAAGUUCAUCAUCCCAAACAUCGUCAAGUACAGCCCCAACUGCAUCCUGAUGGUGGUUUCAAACCCAGUGGACAUCCUGACCUACGUGGCCUGGAAGCUGAGUGGUUUCCCUCGUCACCGCGUCAUUGGCUCUGGCACCAACUUGGACUCUGCUCGUUUCCGCCACCUCAUGGGAGAGAAGCUCCACCUCCACCCUUCCAGCUGCCACGGCUGGAUCAUUGGAGAGCACGGAGACUCCAGUGUGCCUGUGUGGAGCGGUGUGAAUGUUGCUGGAGUUUCUCUGCAGGGCCUCAACCCACAGAUGGGGGCUGAGGGUGAUAGUGAGAACUGGAAGGCGGUUCACAAGAUGGUGGUUGAUGGGGCCUAUGAGGUUAUCAAGCUGAAGGGCUACACUUCCUGGGCCAUUGGGAUGUCUGUGGCUGACCUGGUGGAAAGCAUCAUUAAGAAUCUGCACAAAGUGCACCCUGUGUCCACACUCGUCCAGGGCAUGCAUGGAGUGAAGGACGAGGUCUUCCUGAGCAUCCCUUGUGUCCUGGGCAACAGCGGCCUGACAGAUGUGAUUCACAUGACACUGAAGCCCGAAGAGGAGAAGCAGCUGGUGAAGAGCGCUGAGACCCUAUGGGGUGUACAGAAGGAGCUCACUCUGUGAAGAGCACUCCUUUUGAAUUCACCAAUCCACUCUCAAAACCACGUACAACACUGUGUGGUUGACUCCCUCCUACCGUACCUCCUGUGUCCCUCAUGGCAACGGCCGAAUGAAACCUCUGAAUAUCUAAAAAGGCCAAGUGUUUGUAGCUAAACCAGUGGAAGCUAGAUGUUAUUUUCAGAUAUUCACACAUAGGUGUAAUUUUCCUUUGAUGCCUCCCACCCAUCCUCCUCCCUCCAUAACUGAAUUCUCGCAAACACAACUCAUACCUACAGCCUUUGAGCUUAGCCUGUGUUGGAGAGAGGGGGUAUCUAUUUGUUGUCUUGCCUACACAAGAAAAGUAAGACCUUAUAUUGAGCGUAUAAAUUCUAUGUACUGUAUGUUACUGUGUGCGGUUGCUGCUUCUGUACACUCCUUGUUCGUAGUUCGUAUUCUGUGAUUGUUGCAAGUUGUUUUUUUCCACUUGGUAAUCUCUGUUUAUUUUUUAUUUGGAGUAUAAUGGAGACAUUCCAUUCUCUAUGAGGAGGGCUUCCUAUCCACCUACAGUCAUAACAACACUGCUGCAUAUAUCACUGGGCCAAAAUCCAUUGAUACCAAAGUACCUUAUCAUUUGAGAAAAGCAAUGCUACAUCUACUGGUUGGCAUUGAAGCCUUUGUAAACAAACCGAACCACAAGUGCACUGACAGAAAAACUAUUUAGAAGGCAAGGUUUAAAAAAAAAAACUGGCAAGAAGCAACAGUUUACAUCUGAGAGAAUUAAAGGGGUUGCCACCGAGGUGACUUGCCAUAAUUUAACUCAGCAAAUAGAUAACAGAGAGCCAGUGGGAAAGAGUCAGCUACAAUCAUGACCAAGGGUCAGGUUAUGAAUCAAAACAAGGUAACAAUCCUGAAAGUGUUGUUUGUUUGCGCACUCGAAAUACCCUCAAAAGGUUUUGUAUUUAUUUCACUCCACCUGGCUGGGGAAAAAAGGACAUCAAGAGAAAUAUUAUGGUGUUAUUUAUAACUGUUAAUACUGUUAAAAUCUGUUUAGGUAUUAAUGUUAUAUUAGAUAUGGUCUAUUAAUCACCUGACUCACUGAGGAACUGUACCUGUCAUGGCAGCUGGAUACUGAUUUUUAUUUGCCGUAAUUUCAAAUAAACCUGCCAGGAUAAUGAUA
This is a messenger RNA of Siniperca chuatsi (mandarin fish), 2289 nucleotides long. RefSeq names its product lactate dehydrogenase A4 (gene ldha). Gene Ontology annotation, biological process: carboxylic acid metabolic process. Gene Ontology annotation, cellular component: cytoplasm. The transcript is spliced from 8 exons. Lineage: Eukaryota; Metazoa; Chordata; Actinopteri; Centrarchiformes; Sinipercidae. Bases 138 to 1136 code for a protein of 332 amino acids. Gene Ontology annotation, molecular function: L-lactate dehydrogenase (NAD+) activity. The record is from RefSeq and is a predicted model, not a curated record.